CUUCCAUUACAUAUUUACACAUCCCAAACACUUCACAUUUCCUCAAUACUCAACACCAACGAACAAAUUUAAUCUCAUUUUCUUCUUAAAAAUGGCAAAAUUAGGAUUUCUUGCUCUUCUCAUUUUCAUCAUAUCCCUUCAUCACAUGUCAAUGACCAGUUUAGCCCAAAACUGUGGAUGUGCUAAACAGGGACUGUGCUGUAGCAAGUGGGGGUACUGCGGCAGCACCGACGAUUACUGCGGCACGGGGUGCCAGGAAGGCCCGUGCCGCUCCGCGGGUGGCGGUGGAGGUGGUGGCGGGUCAUCGUCGGGGGUGGCGGGCGUGGUUACUGAAGGGUUUUUCAAUGGGAUAGCCAAUCAGGCUGCUUCGAGCUGUGAGGGGAAGGGGUUCUACACCAGGGCUGCAUUUCUUGAAGCCAUCAAGCAGUACCCUCAGUUUGGAACGGUUGGGUCAUCAUCUGAUGAUUCUAAGAGGGAAAUUGCUGCCUUUUUCGCCCAUGUUACUCAUGAAACUGGACACUUGUGCUACAUUAACGAGAUAAAUGGUGCAAGCAGAAACUACUGUGACAACACCAACACACAAUACCCAUGCGUCCAAGGCAAGGCCUACUACGGCCGUGGCCCCAUCCAACUCUCCUGGAACUUCAACUACGGCCCCGCCGGGAAGAGCCUCAACUUCGACGGCCUCAACAACCCCGACAUCGUCGCCACUGACUCCGUCGUCUCCUUCAAGACUGCUUUGUGGUUUUGGAUGAACAAUUGCCACUCCAUCAUCACCACCGGCCAGGGUUUCGGCCCCACCAUCCGCGCCAUCAAUGGUAAGCUCGAAUGCGACAACGCGAACCCGCAGACGGUUACCAAGAGGGUUGGGUACUACACACAGUAUUGCCAGCAACUUGGUGUCGAUCCCGGGACUAACCUCAGAUGCUAGUGGCUGCUGGCUGGUGGUUCGUUAAUUUAACUAGCAAUAUGUAAUUUUUUUAUGGUAUAAACACACACAAACACACAUACAUGUACUGAUGUACUCUAUGUUUAUUUACUGUAAUGUAAUAAUGUUUUCAUAUUUGAAUUGAAACUUGAAAUAAAACAUGUUCCAAAGGUCUGGUUAAAUUACCCCA
Molecule: messenger RNA, 1118 nt
Organism: Cuscuta europaea
Lineage: Eukaryota; Viridiplantae; Streptophyta; Magnoliopsida; Solanales; Convolvulaceae
Source: the annotation of a GenBank genome assembly